This is a messenger RNA of Ylistrum balloti, 1019 nucleotides long. RefSeq names its product flavin reductase (NADPH)-like. The transcript is spliced from 5 exons. NCBI's taxonomy places the organism in Eukaryota, Metazoa, Mollusca, Bivalvia, Pectinida, Pectinidae. The coding region runs from base 148 to 804 and encodes 218 amino acids. The record is from RefSeq and is a predicted model, not a curated record.
ACCAACACACUGGGCGCUUUAUCUGGGCUUUACAUUUACAAACGUGCGCUCUGCACAAACGUGUACGGAUUUGACAAGAUAUGAAGCUGACUGGGAUAUGUGGAGUGACAUUUUAGCUGAUACAAGUGAAAUCUUUCGGUGUGUAAUAUGAGGAUUGCUAUAUUUGGAGCGACAGGCCCAAGUGGACAAUUUGCAGUCAAAGAGGCGCUUGAUAAAGGGUACUACGUCACUGCCCUUGUACGGAAUCCUGGGAAGCUAACGACUAAAGAUGAUAAACUUAAGAUAGAGAAAGUCGACAUAUUUAAGCCUGAGGAGGUCGGACCACACCUUAAGGACUGUGAUGCAGUGGUGUCCUGUCUUGGAACACCACGACAAGGAUUCCUUGGGUGGUCCAAAGUGACAUUCUAUACAGAUUCAAUGAAGAGCAUCGUGAACGCAAUGCGGACAUCCGGUACCAAACGGCUGGUGUGUCUUACCUCUAUAGGAACAGAAAAAGUGCCUGGAAGUCCGUGGGUGGUUGAGUGGAUAUUCAGACCCUUAUUAAUAGGUAACAUUCUAUCCGACAUGGCCGAGAUGGAACAUUAUCUGAAGGAUCAUUGUUCAGACCUCAGUUAUACUGUCGUACGACCGUCAGGCCUAGUUGACGGACCUAGCAGUGGUAAACAAAUACAGACCGAGGAAAACCAGUUUGUGACAGGAGCAGCAAUUUCAAUGCCAAGAGCAGAUGUUGGAAAGUUUGUCAUUGACUGCGUUCAGAAGGAAAGCUGGCUACAAAAGUUUGUAGCCAUUGGUCUGCUACCAUGAAGGACAUUUGUGUUAUUCGGGUCACUGCGGUAUCUUAUGUAGUGUAUCAUGCAAAUUUCAAUUCAAUUCAUGUUUAACGUAUUUUCUCUUACCUCACCAAGUAGACACGUGGUGAUGUAUCGGAACACUACUGUUUUUACAACUGGUUUAUACAGAAUAUUUAUACUUUGUCAAUUGUAAUGCUGAAAUACAUUAAACUUGUCGAUUAAUAUGUA